This is a messenger RNA of Notolabrus celidotus (New Zealand spotty), 2133 nucleotides long. RefSeq lists its product as uncharacterized. Bases 39 to 1169 code for a protein of 376 amino acids. The transcript is spliced from 7 exons. NCBI's taxonomy places the organism in Eukaryota, Metazoa, Chordata, Actinopteri, Labriformes, Labridae. The record is from RefSeq and is a predicted model, not a curated record.
CAUGGAUGGACUGGAUAAUGUUACAUUAUCAAUUUUAAAUGGAUCAGAACCCCACCUUACCAGACAAAGCUGGCCCUGGUGACACAGGACCUGUGUCUUCACCUGGAGGAAUGUCCCCAAUCUUGCCCCAGGCAUCCACUCCUUUGAUGACCAUUUUCAAGAAUCUUCUCAAGAGGCUGCAGAAUGUGAAGUCCCCACAAAAGAGGCAGGGGCCAACACCUGAGAGGGGCCAUUCAAAGAAAAGGCAUCGAAUUGACUUCUCAACAAGUGACAAGGAGGGAGAAGAAUACGAUGCAGACUCAAGAGCUGGAUCAACAAUUAUUUUGCAUCAAAGAUCUGGGAGCAGUUCUGAUGACGGCCUCAGUCCAUUGGAGAGUAAGGAUAGUCCGAAAACCCAGGCCAGACAUUACAUCACUCUGCAGGCGAUGUACAAGAAAUCAAAAUUCAACCAAGAUGCUGUCUCCCAACUCCUUGACCUUGAGUUUGAAGCAAGAAGAGACUUCAUUUACCGUAAUGUCCUGAAAGAAGAAGACAGGCCAAUGAAGAUCCUGGAUGCAUAUCCAUGUUUCAAGGAACUUCAUCAUGUGAUGGAUGAGCUGCGUCGGAUCCUGGAUAAGGGCAACAAGAAGUUCACUGAUGAAGUAAAGAAGAGAUGGGAAGAGUUCUGUGCCAUGGUUCAGUUUUACGGUGUUUGGAAGAAAGUGAUGAAGCCACCUAUGAACAUGAAUGGAAUGGAAAAAGCCAUCGAGCUGGUCAGGGCACUCCCCACACUCUUUCCUUCACCAGCUGCACCGCCUCAGAAGAUAGGACAUGCCAGUGAGGCAUUGCUUCAUGUCCUUCAGCCAACAGAAGAUCCAACCAUCUACCUCCAGAAGAGACCUCUCUCCAGCCCUCUAUUGCUCGUUGAUGGGUUCAGCUCUCUGGUUGCAAUUGGAACCACUCCCAUCACCACAUUUGCAAAGGAAGAACUCGGUGAAAGUCUACUGUAUCUGAUAUGGCUUACUACUACACCUUCCACCUUACAUAUCCGAGGUGUGUGGACACCCUCCUCUCUGUCAUCCAGACAGAAAUAUGACACGACUCACUUCAUGAGGGAGACAGCACUCCCUCAUACAAACGAGCCAUGUCAGAGUGGAAACAUUUUAUUGGGACGUAGAGCUGUGCACUAGGGAUAAGUAUUGUUACAAAAAUACAAAAAUAACCUCAAAACACUGACACAGUUUCAUGUCAGUGUCUUCCUUUUUGGUUCAUACAAAAUACUUUCUGAUGCCUUUUGUUUCUCAACCAUCAAAGCAACUUCUGUGCCACAAAUGUUCUUUAUGGCAGCGCUUUAGGGCUGGGUUUCAGUAGUAUGUAUCCAAUAGUUUUAUAUGUUAAUGACAGUUAAUUAGGUUUGCAAACAUGUAAGUGGUGUAACACAAAAGUACCACAUUAUUGUACUAGUGUUGAGUUUGCAGUGUUAGGCUUUGGGACUCCAGAGAACCACAGGGAGAGCCAUUAUCAACAAAUGGAGAAGGUUUUGGAACAGUGGUGAACCUUCCCACGAGUGCCCGGCCUGCCAAAAUUACCCCAAGAGCACAGAGACGACUCAUCCAGGUCACAAAAGAACCCAGAACCCCUUCUAAAGAACUGCAGGCCUCACUUGCCUCAGUUCAGGUCAGUGUCCAUGAUUCCACAAUAAGAAAGAGACUGGGCAGAAACGACAUCCAUGGGAGAGUUCCAAGGAGAAAACCACUGCUGACCAAAAAGAACACAAAGGCUCGUCUCACAACUGCCAAAAGACAUCUUGAUGAUCCCCGAGACUUCUGGGAAAACAUUCUGUGGACUGACGUGACAUAAGAUGAACUUUUUGGAAGGUGUGUGUCUCGUUACAUCUGGCCUAAAGCAAUCACAGCGUUUGAUAAAAGAACAUCAUACCAACAGUCAAACAUGGUGGUGGUAGAGUGAUGUUCUGGGGCUGCUGUGCUGCGUCUGGACCUGGACGACUUGCUGUGAUUGAUGGAACCAUGAAUUCUGCUCUCUACCAGAAAAUCCUGAAGGAGAAUGUCGGCCAUCAGUUCGAGACUUCAAGCUUAAGCACACUUGGGUUAUGCAGCAGGACAAUGAUCUAAACCACCACCAAGUCUACCUCUG